AUGGGCUAUCCAAUCCCCGGAAAUCCCAGUAUCGUACCCGGUAACUGCAUAGUGGCACAUGCCACGGCUGCUGAAACACUGUACGUCUUCACAAACCAAACUCUCAAUCUCGAUCUAAUGACAAUGGCAGUCUCCGAAGGCCUCGGCGUAUCCCGCCUCCCCGUCAGCGCCAGCAGCACGGCAUACCAUAUCCGGACCUCCUGGGUACAAGGGGCACUAAGCGAUCCAUGUCUCUUCCAUGCGACGUUAUACGCAGGCUCCUCAUAUCUCGACAUCCAACAGGGACACAGACCGAGCGCAAUCACGGUUCACCACCGCAGCGAAGCUAUCAGACACCUGAAUGAGCGGUUGUCGAACCUUGACUCUGCCCUUGACGACCGAACUUUGAUUGCCAUCACGCCAUUGGCUAUGUUUGCUGGCCUCAAUGGGGAUCGGACAGCAGGAGAUGCCCAUCGCGAUGGGCUGCGGAAGUUGGUUGAGAUGAGAGGGGGGCUUGAUAAACUAGGCUACAAUGGUCUUGUUGCUGCUGUCAUUCAAAUGUCUGCACUGAGAACCGUUCACCAAUUCCUUCGACUGACAUUAUACAGGAAUACCAUCAUCUACCACAUUGCCUUCGACAUCGACCCGACGUUGACACACGCAGCCCUUGGUCCUCCUCCCACUGGAGUCGAAAUGCGCAUCCUCGAUCCCUCCAAAGAAGCAUCGGCCAUCCCGUCGUUACCAGCCAUCCUCGCCAUGUUCCAGGACGUCCUGAACGUAAAGCUAGCAUGGCAGCAACAGCAAACACCCGAGUCCCAACAGGGACAUAACAAUAGCCUGCAAGAAUACACCAACACCACAUCAUCACCCUCCCUCAACGACCCCAUCUUGCACUGCUGCCAUCUCUCAGUCACAAUCUUCCACCUCAUCAUGCAAAGCCACGACUAUGAUUCCUUGUCAAAGUCAUCAGCACUAAAUGCUCUCGCGAGCGAGCUGCAAGCAUCUCUAGCUCGAACCGAGACCGAACUCUGGGUCCGUCACAUCCCAGCCAUACUCAGCUGGGUCUGUUUGACUGGGGCUGCAGCGUCGAAUGAUGCGCGCACAAGGAUCUGGUUGUAUUUCCGGCAGGCGGCGGCGGUUCGGGUGUUGAACGUGCGCGGUCGGUCGUCGUUUGUGGAUGAGUUGUGGGCGCACUUUUACUGGUUAAGGGUUAUGAGGUUGAAUAUAGGUAAUGUCCAGUAUGUGGAUAGGAGGAUCGAGGAUGUAUGUUAG
This is a messenger RNA of Aspergillus mulundensis, 1251 nucleotides long. RefSeq lists its product as uncharacterized. The record is from RefSeq and is a predicted model, not a curated record. NCBI's taxonomy places the organism in Eukaryota, Fungi, Ascomycota, Eurotiomycetes, Eurotiales, Aspergillaceae. The transcript has 2 exons. Bases 1 to 1251 code for a protein of 416 amino acids.